Messenger RNA from Paralichthys olivaceus (Japanese flounder), 1315 nucleotides. The record is from RefSeq and is a predicted model, not a curated record. NCBI's taxonomy places the organism in Eukaryota, Metazoa, Chordata, Actinopteri, Pleuronectiformes, Paralichthyidae.
AUCUGGUCUGCUCAGCACACUGGUCGGCGAGAAGUCUGUGACUCAAAGAUGGGAGCGAGGAGAGAUCAGUAACUUCCAGUACCUGAUGCAUCUGAACACGCUGGCAGGACGCUCCUACAACGACCUGAUGCAGUAUCCUGUCUUCCCCUGGAUCCUGGCCGACUACGACGCCGAGGAGCUGGACCUGAGCAACCCCAAGACGUUCCGCAACCUCGCCAAGCCCAUGGGCGCCCAGACGGAAGACAGACUGACACAGUAUAAGAAGAGGUACAAGGACUGGGAAGACCCCAACGGUGAAACCCCGGCCUACCACUACGGCACGCACUACUCGUCAGCCAUGAUCGUGGCCUCCUACCUGGUCCGAAUGGAGCCUUUCACACAGAUUUUCCUCAGACUUCAGGGAGGCCAUUUUGACCUGGCUGACAGGAUGUUCCACAGCGUGCGUGAAGCCUGGCUCUCCGCCUCCAAACACAACAUGGCUGACGUAAAGGAGCUCAUCCCCGAGUUUUUCUAUCUGCCAGAAUUCAUGCUCAACGCCAACAACUUUGACCUGGGUGCCAAACAGAACGGCACCAAACUGGGCGACGUCAUUCUGCCACCUUGGGCGAAGGGUGACCCCCGAGAGUUCAUCAGAGUCCACAGAGAGGCGCUGGAGUGCGACUACGUAUCGGCCCACCUCCACGAAUGGAUCGACCUGAUUUUUGGCUACAAGCAGCAGGGUCCUCCGGCUGUGGAGGCGGUCAACGUCUUCCACCACCUGUUCUACGAGGGUCAGGUGGACAUCUACAACAUCAACGACCCGCUCAAAGAGACGGCCACCAUCGGCUUCAUCAACAACUUUGGGCAAAUCCCCAAACAGCUGUUUAAGAAGCCCCACCCUCCUAAACGAGUACGCAGUAAAGCCAACGGCGACAUAGCGAGCAUUCCACCAAGCUCCAAUAGUGACAAGAUCUUCUUCCACCAUCUGGAUAAUCUCAGACCUUCUCUAGCGCCUGUCAAAGAGCUGAAGGAGCCCGUGGGACAGAUCGUCUGCACUGACAAAGGCAUCCUCGCUGUGGAGCAAAACAAAGUCCUGGUUCCGCCCACCUGGAGCAAGACCUUCGCCUGGGGCUAUGCCGACCUCAGCUGCCGUCUGGCCAACUACGAGUCUGACAAGGCGCUGGUUGUGUACGAGUGUCUGUCAGAGUGGGGUCAGAUCCUCUGUGCAAUCUGUCCAAACCCAAAGCUGGUCAUCACCGGUGGCACCAGCACCGCCAUCUGUGUGUGGGAGACAGGAACGUCCAAGGAGAGGGCCAAGUCCCUCGUGCUCAAACAG